Messenger RNA from Cavenderia fasciculata, 1122 nucleotides. RefSeq lists its product as uncharacterized. The transcript is spliced from 2 exons. The record is from RefSeq and is a predicted model, not a curated record. NCBI's taxonomy places the organism in Eukaryota, Evosea, Eumycetozoa, Acytosteliales, Cavenderiaceae. Bases 1 to 1122 code for a protein of 373 amino acids. Gene Ontology annotation, molecular function: hydrolase activity, acting on ester bonds.
AUGAUCAACUCGAUUUUAUCACGAUCAAUAAAUAGAACAGUUAUUACUACUAUCUCUAGAUUAAAUACAUCAUCAUAUCUAUCAUCAUCAUCAUAUUCAACAAGUUAUUACUCUUACUCUAAUACUACUACUACAACAACAAAUAUAAUUAAAAGAACAAUGUCAACUUCAAAUACAAAUAAUAAUAAUAAUAAUAAUAAAGGAUGUUGUGAUCCAGAAGCAAGGAAACCACAACCACAACAAGGAGGAGGAAAGAAGAAAGGUGAAAAGAAAGUAACACCACCUUCAAAAUAUGUUGUAUUUACACCUGCUGUUAUCGAUAUGCCAGAUGAUGCUAAAUACAUUGAUUCUCAUUGUCAUGUAGAUCAAACAUUACAAAGAUUAAACAAGAUGUUACCAGACUUUCCACAAUUUGUAAAGGAUAACUAUCCACCACAAUUUGAGGCGUGUGUACAAGUAUGUUGUGAUCCAGUGUCGAUGGAAUAUACCGACUUUUUAGUUCAAUAUCCACAGAUUUAUGCUGCCUAUGGUGUACAUCCACACAAUGCCAAAGACUACACUGACACUGUAGAGAGCAAGUUGAUUGAACGUAUGAGUCAUCCCAAGACUGUUGCAUGGGGUGAAAUGGGAUUAGACUAUUACUACAAGAAUUCUACACACGAUCAACAGAAAAUAGCAUUCCGUCGUCAGUUGGGUGUGGCUGUGCCAUUGGGUAAACCAUUGGUCAUCCAUUCACGUGAUGCCGAAGAAGACACAAUUGCCAUACUCAAAGAGUUGGUGCCAAAGGACUACAAGAUUCAUAUUCACUGUCUCACAUCAUCCAAUCAACCCUAUAUCCUCCAACUACUAGAACACUUUUCAAAUCUAUGUAUUGGGUUCACUGGAUGUAUCACAUUCAAAUCUAGUGAUCCUAUCCGUGACUCUUUGGCAAUCAUUCCAUUGGAUCGUCUUUUAUUAGAGACCGAUGCACCCUACAUGACUCCAGAACCAUUCCGUGGUCAAAUAGCUCACUCCGGUCAUAUCCCACAUGUUGCCAAUCUUAUCGCUCAAAUUAAAGGUACUUCAGUCGAAGCUGUUUUAAAACAAUGUCGUGAAAAUACUAAAAAGAUUUAUGGUAUCUAA